Molecule: messenger RNA, 2582 nt
Organism: Apis florea (little honeybee)
Lineage: Eukaryota; Metazoa; Arthropoda; Insecta; Hymenoptera; Apidae
Source: RefSeq, a predicted model, not a curated record
UUUAUUAUAAUCCCGGGAUUGGGAUGGUGUAGGAGGAAAAUUGGCGAUAAAACAGUGGGUAAAAUAUAUCAAGAAUCCUGUGUGCAAUUUCGUCAAACAUGCCUGGACUUGGGAUCAUUUCGAUAAAGGAUGAGGGUGAAAGUGAAGGAAGCGAAGCUGUCAAAAAAAUCGAUCGUUCAAAAAGAAGACUUAGUCAUAAGUUUCCAUACAUGUCACGGCGGGGGAACGAUAACGAUUUAAAAUACCGUUUACACUAAAACAUCAGAUAAUGCAUACGCUAAUACUUGCAGUAUCUUUUAACCAUUUGAUAUCGGCAAACGAAAAAGGUUCUCCUGGUAUGUGCGAUCAAUCUCAAGACGAGGUUGUGUUUCGUGGCAGCAAAAGAGUGCUAGAUAAUGAACAUAGCACUUUCAAUUUCGAAUUCGAUAAUAAAAUAUACACGAGUCACUUACGGUUACGAAAAUGGUUAAUAGGAUUGUUGAUCUUCUUGCUCGUCUCGUUAAUUGUGAUCAAUACGUUCAACACGGAUCAAUUUCGAGUGAUACGGUACGGAGCCAUUGUCAACGAUAGUUCACAAGAAAAUUACGUAGAAUUGAAACCUUUCUUCGCUUCUAUAACCAACUCUGGUUUCCUGGUUCGCAACAAAGGUUGCCGAAUUCCAGAUAUGGAUCCCUUCGAUUCGGCGAUCGUACAAUUCAUUCAAAGGGAGAAACCACUUGUCUGCGAUCACGGAAAUCAUUUACCAUUGAUCGAUUCAAACGACACUGCAUUGCACGUGAAUCCAGACGCGAUCAACCAUUUUUACAACAAUUCGGAGGAGAUCGAUUGCUGUUGGCGCCCGUUCUGGCGAAUGAAAAACGAGGAUAACAUUGUUACAUAUGGAAACGAGUGUUUCAAAUUCAAAAACUCGACGAUCGUGAACACCGAAUUCGUGAAGGUGGAGUGUUCGCGCAAUAACCAAGUGAUAUAUAAGGAUUAUCACGCAUUUGUGCCCCGUUUCCGAUCGGUGGAAAAGAAAUGCGAAAAAGCCAGAGCUGCCAAUUCGAAAACUGAACAUCUUAGCGUGUUAAUGAUCGGCCUCGACUCGGUUUCCAGAUUAAAUUUUCAUAGAAUGAUGCCGAAAACUGUCCACAUGUUGGAAGAGCUUGGAACGGUAGAAUUGUUGGGCUACACCAAAGUGGCCGAUAACACUUAUCCGAAUUUAGUACCUGUUCUGAGCGGGUUGUCCGCUAGCGAAUUGCACGAUUUGUGUUGGCAAAAGAAAGAUAAAACGUUCGACGAGUGCCCCUUGAUUUGGAAAAAUUUUAGCGCGUCGGGUUAUCGAACAGCUUUUGCCGAGGACGCUUGCGCCAUGACCACGUUCAAUUAUUUGAAACGAGGCUUUCGAAUUCAACCGACCGACUAUUAUCUCAGACCGUUCUGCAUAGCGUCCGAGAAAGAUAUCGGCAAUACGCACAAAUUGAACGCGAAUCUCUGCGUGGGGACCAGGAAAACGUACGACAAUUUGUUAACCUACGCGAAGAAAAUCGCCUCGCAAUUCUCCGCGGAUCCGUAUUUCGCGAUGAUCUGGCAGGCUAGCUUGACCCACGAUUUUUUCAAUUAUCCACAAUUGGGCGACGAAUCUUACUACAAUUUGAUAAGAUAUCUUUACAACGAACGAUUGAUGAACAAAACGGCAUUGAUAGUGAUGAGCGAUCAUGGAAUGAGAUGGGGAAGCUUUCGACAGACUUACCAAGGUAGGAUGGAGGAUAGUCUUCCCUUCGUGUUUCUCGUAUUGCCCCAUUGGUGGAGAGAAAAAUAUCGAAUGGCUUGGACAAAUUUACGAAGAAAUACGCGGAGCCUGACUACAGCUUUUGAUUUGCACGAGACUUUGAUGGAUAUAAUGAAUCUUGAAAAUCUAGAAGAAUCACGUCUUAAGACUCGUCUUUCAAGAACAAUGUCGAAAGAUAAUAAUUUGCCACGCGGGAUCAGUUGGUUCUUGCCGAUUCCUGACUAUAGAACGUGUACCAUGGCGGGUAUUGCCAGCCAUUGGUGUAUGUGUCACAACAGUUACGACGUUUCUGCGCAGGACGAGAAUCUUAGAGAUAAAGCGAUGUUUUUGGUCUCGGAGUUGAAUAACAUGCUGAAGAAAUUCGUGCAAUGCGCGAUUUUGAAGCUGAAAGAAAUUAAAGCUGCAAAAGCGUGGAGGGACGAGGAUGAGCAAAGUCAACUCGUAGAUUACACGAUCACGGUUGAAACGGAACCUGGUAACGCGAUAUUCGAGGGCACGAUACGGUACAGAAGCGAGAACAAGACUAACAAGUUGGUAGGAUCGGUUAGCAGAUUGAACGCAUAUGGGAAACAGAGUGCCUGUGUCGAUGAAUUCAAUAUGAGAUUAUAUUGUUAUUGUUUAUAACUUUCAAUUUUUUCGAUAUUUUUUAUCAUUUUUCUUUCUCUCUUUGAAGAACUUUCUCUUUAAAAAAAAAAAAAAAAAAACGAAUUUUACUCAGGAUUUCGGUAGUAUUGAAUGAAGUUAAUACGGUAGCCAGUAUACUGGUACAAAAAAAAUCACACUGUGAUAAGAUACUUGCUUUAAAUAUGUA